UAUUCAGUUAGGCAACAGUCGUUGCCGUUGUUGGUUGGCUAAAUUUUAUAAUUAUUUUCCGUGAUUAUUUAUAUACACACACAUAAACAGUUCGCGAUGGUUGUUGAGACACUGUUGCCUUGCAGCGUAAAAGUCGCCAAGCUGAUACAAAAGUCCAGCUGUGAUGUACUCUGUAUCAUCGAUCGUCAAGUGCCACCAGAGUUGGUGGAACAGUUCGGUGAAUGUCGUGCGUUUGAUAAGGCUUUUGAUAGUGUUGUCUCCUGCUUUAAAUCGCAGCAAUUGAACUUGCCCGUGGUUUAUUCACCCAUUCAGGAGUUGAGUGAUUAUCACGAUGUGCGUACGUAUCAAAAAGCGGCAGCCAAGUCUUUGGAGCGCGCAAUCAAGGCUGGCUUCAAGUCCCCCUUGCUGCUGGUGCCAGCGAGCAAACGCUUUGCGAAUGCUGAACUUUGCACUGUUCUGGGUGCUUUGGAUCAAUUAUAUGUUCCAAUCCAACUGCGGGAAGAUGUGCCUGAACAGGCGAAGCGUAUUGCACAGUUAUCACUACUCAUUGAAACGCCAAGAGCUGAGGAUAUUAUCAAGGAAGCUCUGGUUUUGGAGUCCGGUCGUAUGGUUGCACGCGAUAUUGGUGUUGGCGAUCCAGAACGUAUGGCGCCACCGCGCGUAGAAGACUACGUUAACAAUGUACUCUCCUCGCUGAAGAAGGAAGUGAUUAGUGAUUUGGACGUUUUGCAGAAAGACUAUCCACUUUUUGCCGCUGUCAAUCGUGCUGCAAAUCAAGUUAGCCGACAUCGUGGUCGCAUCAUCUUUCUGGAGUAUGUGCCACCAAAGCCGGCGCGCAAGACGCUGAUGCUGGUCGGUAAAGGUGUCACCUAUGACACUGGUGGUGCUGACAUCAAAGCCGGCGGCGUGAUGGCUGGCAUGUCGCGUGACAAGUGUGGUGCCGCGGCUGUUGCUGGUUUCAUGCAGAUUGUCAAUGAGCAAAAGCCUGCCGAUGUGCAUGUCAUUGCUGCCCUUUGCAUGGUGCGUAAUUCCGUGGGCGAGGAGUCUUACGUCUCCGAUGAGAUUCACACUUCACGUGCCGGUGUACGCAUACGUGUUGGCAAUACUGAUGCCGAGGGACGCAUGUGCAUGGCGGAUGCUUUGUGCCGCAUGAAGGAGAUCGCCAUCGAGCGCCAAUUGCCCGAUCCACAUCUCUUCACCAUCGCAACGCUGACUGGCCAUGCUUGUAUUUCAGCUGGAGAUGGUUAUUCGAUUGCCAUUGACAAUAGUGUGGCACAAAAGGCGGGACAUGCUCGUUUGUUGCAAGAGACUGGUCAGUCCUUUGGUGAGCCGUUCGAAGUAUCUGUAUUGCGUCCAGACGAUUUUGAUUUCAACAAAGGUAAAGUGAUCGGCGAAGACAUUGUGCAAGCCAACAAUGCUCCAUCGACUCGCACUCCAAGAGGACAUCAGAUACCGGCCGCUUUCCUCAUUCAAGUCACCGGCUUGGAUAAGCAUGGCUUGGAAUCAAACUUGCCCAUCAAAUAUACCCAUAUUGAUAUUGCCGCUAGCGCAUGCGUCUUCCCAGAGAUACCAACUGCUGCACCAAUUGUGGCCUUGGCUAAAACACAUUUGUAGAACGAUUCGUUCGCGGCUUGCAUUUAAGAUAAUACAGCGAUUUAUAUAGUAUUUCCAUUGAAGACCAUUUGAAUUGUACUUAUAACCGCAAAUAUGCAUGUUUAUUACUUUGUUACUCUGAUCUGCCACUACACAAAUAUAAUCACACAUUAAAAGCUAACAAUGCCAGUAUAA
Molecule: messenger RNA, 1788 nt
Organism: Ceratitis capitata (Mediterranean fruit fly)
Lineage: Eukaryota; Metazoa; Arthropoda; Insecta; Diptera; Tephritidae
Gene: Dip-B
Product: putative aminopeptidase W07G4.4
Exons: 7
Coding region: 97-1614 (505 amino acids)
Biological process (GO): proteolysis
Cellular component (GO): cytoplasm
Molecular function (GO): metalloaminopeptidase activity; manganese ion binding
Source: RefSeq, a predicted model, not a curated record